GAGCCCAUGGAGGCGGCUCGGGACGCCCCCCUGGGGAACGGCGGGGGCGAGGCGCUGCUGGGUGAGCUGGAGGCGCUGGUCCGGGACGUGGAGAGGGCGAGCUCGUGGUGGGAGCGCCACGGCGUGGACUGCGCCAUCCUCGCGCUCAGCCUUCUUGCCUUGCCGGCCGGGUUCUUAUGCCUGCGCUCUGAGAAUGUCCUGGCCCUGGGGCUGGGCAUUACUAUCCUGGGGAUGAGCCACUACACACUCACUGUCAAGGGCAGCCACCUGGCCACGCACGGGGCGCUCACAGAGUCCAAAGGCUGGAGCAAGAUCUGGGAGCUGUUCUUUGUGGAGGUCUGCUCGGCCUUCAGCGCAGAGUAUGCCAAGUACGGACACGUCAAGAUGCACCACGGUUACACCAACGUGCUGGGCCUGGGGGACUCGAGUACGUGGCGGCUGCCUUGCCUCAACCGCUUUGUGUACAUGUUCCUUGCUCCUCUCUUGAUCCCCGUCAUAACCCCGCUGGUGGCAGUUGAGCGGCUGAGGAAGGUGGAGCUCAGGUCCGCUGUGUGCACGCUGGGCCUGAUUUCCCUGGGCCUCUACGCUCACUACUGGCUGCUUCGGAACAUGUCUGGCUUCAGGAGCCCCGGCUCGGCCCUGCUGUGCAUGCUCGUCACCAGAUCACUGCUGGCCCACCCUUACCUUCACGUCAACAUCUUCCAGCACAUCGGGCUGCCCAUGUUUUCCCGGGACAAGAAGCCCCGGCGGAUUCACAUGAUGAGCCUGGGCGUGCUGAACCUGCCCCGGCUGCCGGUGCUGGACUGGGCGUUCGGCCACUCCCUCAUCAGCUGCCACGUGGAGCACCACCUCUUCCCCUGGCUCUCUGACAACAUGUGCCUGAAGGUGAAGCCUGUGGUGUCCGGGUUCCUCCGUGAAAAGCAGCUGCCGUACAACGAGGACUCUUACCUGGCUCGAUUCAGGCUGUUUCUCAAUCGCUACGAGGAGUUCAUGGUGCAGACCCCUCCCAUCACCGAACUGGUGGGGUUGCAGUGAGGGGUGGGCCGCACAGUCACCCUGCACCCUCUCCCUGGCCCAACCCUAGCUCUCUUGCUUCUGCUAGCCUGCCCUCACUCCAGGAGGGCCUGGGCCCUCCCCCAGUGCGGUGGCUGGGUUGCUGGUGGUGGUGGAGUGGGGAGGCACUGGGGCCAGUGAGGCGGAGUGCUCCAGCUGGGAUUUCUGGGGGGUAACCUGCCUUGCUUGCUUUUCUGGGGUUUGAGGGAUAUCCGGGGGAAAGGAGUAAUAGCGGCUGGGCGUUCUGGUCAGUUUGGACCUCAGCCGACCUUAUCUCAGGGCUAAACAGCUGGAUUCCUCUCCUGCUGUGUCUGAGCCUCUGUAGGGUUAAGGGAAGGUGAUGGGCGGGGGUGGGCCCUGUGCAGGGGGAGCUGAGGAGAGAGAAGGGUCAGUCCCUCAGUUAGGGCCUCCCAUGUGCCAGGAGAGCCCGUGAUUGGCUGGCCACUGCUUCUUCCUGCGUCCUUUGAGGCUCUGGCUGCUAAGGAGCCCUCUCCCCGGGAACCACAGGGGGAGGUUACUUUUGGCAGACUUCCUGGGUGUCUCAGCCAGAGAAGCCUCCACAAGCCACAGGCUCGGCAGCUCCCAACACCUGCAACGUCAGGGAAAUCAAAGUGUAUGUGUUUUGUGGGGAGAGCACUGCAGGGGCAAUGAGGGCAUAAAUAAGAGUGUAAAUAGCUUUGAGCUUGACCUUGGCUAGUUCGAGCAAAAGUCUGCUUUGUUCCAUGAUGUUUAGAAGAGGCGGCCCUGAAAGAAGUAUCAACUGCAAAGAGAGAAAUUGCUGGGAGCGUAGCUGAGGCUGGAGGGAGCGAUGGGCUCAGGGCCUGGAGUACAGACAGGCUUAGAGCGGAGAGGAAGGAGGACAGGGUGCAGGUACAAGGGCUUGGAGUCACGAGCAGCGCUUGGCUGUGAACAGGUGCCUGCCGCCUGGGAGGGAGGCAAAGAUCCAGGGCGUCACCGAUGCCAACCAGAGGAGGGAGGCAGCGGGCUAGAGACACCACUGAGAGUCACCAGAAGUGGGCAGCCUGGAGCGAGGGCUGGGGGCCACCCUAAAGAGUGGCUGAAUGACAGGGCACAAGGAUGGGCCCAGCUGGAGACUGAGGGAGGGACAGAGGAGGAGGCCAGGCCUAUGACAGGAGCCCAGAGCAGUUCAUUCAAAGCAGGGUUUCUUGUGUGGGUAGUACUGACAUGGCCGGAUUGUUCUUUGUCCCUGGGCCCCGUCCUGGGCAUCCCAGGAUGUUGAACAGCCGGGGAGCUUCUGCCCACAGGGAUGCCAGGAACACAUGUUGUGACAAUCAAACAUGUCUCCAGACAUUGCCAACUACCUGUCCCCUAGGGGGCGAAAUCAUCUCUGGCUGAGACCACUCGAGUCAUGUUCUGAGCACACAACUGCCUUGUUUCCCAGUGAAGCCUUUGGACGGGGUGGAGGGCAGGCCAGCGCUGCUGAUGGGGCAGCUAAAUGCGGCAGAUGGGAUGGACAGAGGGGUGAGACAGCAGGCCACGCCAUCCUCUAAGCCUGGUCCCAGACGCCAACCCAUCUCUGGUGUGGCUCCGCUGUCCCCCCAGAUCUAUGCCCUACCCCCCUCUUCUUCUCCAGCCUGCCUCCCUCUACAAAAGACCGCAGCUUCUGCCGGGCACCCUUUCCUAUAGCGAGGGACUCUCACUACUUCUGAAACUGCUCCCUCUUUCUGCUUCUUCGGGGCCUGGGGCCACCGUUGGUAACCAAGGGUGCUUCCCCAUUCCCUAGAUCCUGCCCACGCCUCAGUUCAAAGUUCCUUCAUUAAACUCUUUUCAGUCA
Messenger RNA from Neogale vison (American mink), 2848 nucleotides. It is a transcript of the gene FADS6, whose product is annotated as fatty acid desaturase 6. Gene Ontology annotation, cellular component: membrane. The record is from RefSeq and is a predicted model, not a curated record. Gene Ontology annotation, molecular function: oxidoreductase activity, acting on paired donors, with oxidation of a pair of donors resulting in the reduction of molecular oxygen to two molecules of water. Gene Ontology annotation, biological process: lipid metabolic process. NCBI's taxonomy places the organism in Eukaryota, Metazoa, Chordata, Mammalia, Carnivora, Mustelidae. The transcript is spliced from 6 exons. Bases 7 to 1035 code for a protein of 342 amino acids.